AUGAAUGAAAACAGUAAACAUAUAUGGUUGUCACUUGUGAUCAUUUCGAUAUUAUUCGUUGAACGGGUAACAGUUGUUGAAGUGGACGAUGAAGAACCGAUACCAUCUUCUUUAUAUGGUCCUAAUGAUCAUAUAACUAUAUUAAAUAGCAAUAACUUCGACAGGAAAGUAUACAAUAAGAAUCAGGUGUUUUUCGUAGAAUUUUUCUCGAGUUGGUGUGGUGCUUGUAUUGGAUAUGCUGCAACAUAUAAACAACUUGCAAAACAACUACUACAGUGGAGACCUCUUGUUCAAAUUGCAGCCGUGGAUUGUGCUGAUAAUCAAAAUUUAGGAUUGUGUCGAGAGCAUAAUAUUGAUGCUUAUCCAUCUAUCAAAUAUUUCAAAUAUAUGUCAACGGGUCCAAAUGAUGCCAUAAAAUAUGCAGGAAAUAAGGAUAAUUUAAAUGAAGUAGCACUGGAUAUUGCCCAUUUGGUGUAUAAUGACUGGAUAUAUCAAAGACCUGCAAAAUGGCCAAAUUUUCAGGCCAGUGAUAAUUAUGUUAGACUUAACGAUCUUUUAAAUACAAUGCCACCUACUGCCUCAUUGUUGGCUUUGAUCGUUGAAGACAAUCCAUCGAGGAUAGCAUGGGCGAUAAUGAUAGCAUUUGCAAAUGAUAGUCGAAUUCGUGUAGCGCAGAUACAACGUAAUAAUCCAAUAGCGCGCCAAUUUGGUAUUACAGCAACAUUAGGAAAUUCACGAUUGUUCCUACUAAAAAGGGGCCAAGAAACUCCACUUUAUGUCUCAAUAGAAUACAACACUUGGUUUGAUAUGCAAAAUAAGAUUAAUGAAUAUUUGGCACAGAUUCCUAUAAUAGAUAUACCUAAAUUGUAUCAGAACGAAGUAAUACAAGAUGUGAAGGCAACCAAUGAAACGGUGCAGGUCACUUGGAGUCAGUUUGAAGUACAAAUGAUGGAUAUCAUAACUGCACUUCGUUAUAUUUUAAUGGCUGAAAUACCGAAGAAUUCUAUUAUCAAAGGUGAGAAACUUAUGGCACUGAAAUUAUGGGUCCGUGCGAUGAAAAAGUAUAUGCCGGGAACAAUUCCUAUACGAAAAUUGUUGUACAGGUUAGAUUGUUGGCUUAACAAUGUAUCAGAUGAACUCACUUCUGAACAGUGGUUAAAUAAAGUAAAGACUAUUCAGGACCAGUUAGGUCAACCACUCCCAAGUACAACCAAUUAUAUGGCUUGUCGUGGAUCAAAAAGUUAUUUCCGAGGAUUUUCUUGUGGAGUAUGGACAAUAAUACAUGCGAUGAGUGUUCAGGCAUAUAAAAUUGAAAAAGACAAUCCAAAUUUUAAUGCUAGAAAUGAUCUGAUCGAGCCAUUCCAUCAUUUUAUAUGGAAUUUCUUCGGUUGUUCCGAAUGCGCGACUCAUUUUCACGAAGGAAUUUUGCGACAAAAUAUGACUGCAGUUGUCACACCGGCGGAUGGUGUAAUGUGGUUGUGGAUGACACAUAAUAUCGUCAACAAGUAUAUCGCCAGCAAAGCGUCAGAAGAUCCGGCCUUCCCCAAACAGCAAUUUCCACCAGUUUCAUUAUGUCCACAAUGUAGAAAGCAAAAUGGAGAAUUUGAUCUGGAAGCUGUAUUGGAUUUCAUGAUUAUCUAUUAUAGUAACUUGAAGAUCGAUGGUCUGAGGUCUAUGCCUGGAUACAAAGUGAGUAAUUUUGAAGAUGGCAAGUUGGUAGCUGUUGAAACGAAGCAUUUGAAUCCAAAAUUCCAAAUUGGUGCAUUUAAUGUUGACUCCAUAGAAGAAGCUGAUCGGAAGCUCAUGAGAUGGGAAUCGAUUGAGAAUGGAGCUGACGUAAUGCUUCAAUUGAUUAACGUAGCGAGCCAUGCAUAUCGUGAAGAAAAUUCAUGUGAUAUCGAGUCACUGAAUCAAAUCAUUUCUUGA
Messenger RNA from Acanthocheilonema viteae, 1926 nucleotides. The record is from the annotation of a GenBank genome assembly. NCBI's taxonomy places the organism in Eukaryota, Metazoa, Nematoda, Chromadorea, Rhabditida, Onchocercidae.